Chinchilla lanigera (long-tailed chinchilla) is the source of this 1574-nucleotide messenger RNA. It is a transcript of the gene Rnh1, whose product is annotated as ribonuclease/angiogenin inhibitor 1. Gene Ontology annotation, molecular function: protein binding. NCBI's taxonomy places the organism in Eukaryota, Metazoa, Chordata, Mammalia, Rodentia, Chinchillidae. Gene Ontology annotation, cellular component: cytoplasm. The record is from RefSeq and is a predicted model, not a curated record.
ACGACACUGUAUCCAACAUGAGUCUCGAGAUCUGUCACGAGCAGCUGAGUGAUGCCAGGUGGAUGGAGCUCCUGCCGCUGAUCCAGCAGCACCAAGUGGUCAGGCUAGAGUUCUGUGACCUCACGGAGGGCCGGUGCAGAGACAUCAGUUCCGCGCUGUGGGCCAACCCCACCCUGACAGAGCUCAGUCUAAACCACAACGAGCUGGGGGACGCCGGUGUGCACCUGGUGCUGCAGGGCCUGCAGAGCCCCACGUGCAAGAUCCAGAGUCUCAGCCUGCAGUACUGUGGCCUGACAGAGACUGGCUGUGGGGUCUUGUCCAGCCUGCUGCCCUCCAUGCCCACUCUGCGGGAGCUGUACCUCAGCGGAAACUCACUGGGGGAUGGGGGCCUGCUGCUGCUCUCCAAGGGACUGCAGGAUGCCCAGUGCCACCUGGAGAAGCUGCAGCUGGAGUACUGCAACCUCUCGGAUGCCAGCUGUGAGCCUCUGGCCUCCGUGCUGAAGGCCAAAUCCAACAUCAAGGAGCUGGUCGUGAGCAAUAAUGACAUCCAUGAGGCAGGCAUGCGCACACUCCUCAGGGGCCUGAAGGACUCUGCCUGUCUAUUGGAGACACUCUGGCUAGAGAGCAGCGGUGUUACAGCAGCCAACUGCAAGGAUCUGUGUGAUGUUAUGGCUGCCAGGCCCUUCCUGCAGGAUCUGGAACUGGGCGACAGCAGGCUGGGCGAUGCAGGUGUCGCAACGCUGUGCUCAUGGCUGCUGCACCCCAGCUGCAGGCUCAGGAAGCUGUGGCUCUGGGAGUGUGACAUCACUGCCAAGGGCUGCAGGGACCUGUCCCAGGUCCUCAGGACCAACCAGAACCUGAAGGCACUCAGCCUUAUGCUCAACAGGCUGGGUGAUGAGGGCGCCCAGCUGCUGUGCGAGGCCCUGCAGGAGCCCACCUGCCAGCUGGAGUGUCUGUGGGUUAAGGAAUGCAGCUUCACAGCCGCCUGCUGCCCCUACUUCCGGGCGGUGCUGGCCCAGAACAAGUUUCUCACAGAGCUGCAGUUGGGUGAGAACAAUCUGGGUGACACCGGUGUGCAGGAGUUGUGCCAGGGCCUGGGCCAGCCGGGCUCUGUGCUGCAGGUGCUCGGGUUGGUGGACUGUAAGUUGACCAACAGCAGCUGCAGCAGCCUCGCCUCGGUCCUGCUGGCCUGCCAUAGCCUGCGGGUGCUGGACCUCAGCAACAACGGCCUGGGGGACCCUGGUGCCUUACAGCUGCUGGAGAGCCUCCGGCAGCCAGCCUGUGCCCUGGAUUGCUUGGCCGUGUUCGAUGUGUACCUGAGCAGUGGGGUGUGGGACCAGCUGGAGGCUCUGGAGAAGGAGAAGCCGUCCUUGAGGAUCAUCUCCUGAGGCCCACCUUCUGCAGGCUCCCAGAAUCUGCUUUCUGCACAUGGAGGCUGGUUAUCACUGCUGACCUGCUCCCUGGGGCGCCUUCUGCGGGUGUCCUGGCUGUGACUGGACAGAGACACCGUGCAAACUACUCCUUGGUAUAAUUAUUAAAGGGCUUUGUUGGCAGGCGGGGUCCUGUCCUUCCUU